GGGCGACGUCCGUGCCGGGUUUUGCACCUUGUCCCCGGGUCUGCCUCACGGCCUGGAGGAGCCGCCGCCGCCGCUGCUGCUGCUGCUGCUGCUGCGGUGUUUACCCAGCGCUCCUGUCCUGAUAUCACUCCGCUGGCAUGGAGGAGGAGGAGGUGGAGGAGGAGAGCAUUUGAUCAUUGUGAUGGUGGCAGGAGGAGCAGCAGCAGCAGCAAGCAAAGCGGAGCAAAGCGUUAGGCUGUAUCAGCUCGGCGUUUGGGUUUUUUUUGUUUUGUUUUUUUUUUUUGCAAAGACUUCAGAGCUCUACUUCUUUUUUUUCUUUUUCUUUUUUUUUUUUUUUCUCCUCUCCAGCUCGGCCCGGAUUGUUCAUGUGUUUACUUCCCCCAGCCCGAGGAUUUGCUAUUUAGGUUCCUGUUGAAAUGCAACCGAGCAGCCAAAGUACUUUGCGAACGCGGUGCGGCAUAAACACCAAAACUUUUUUCUAGAAGGAAAAUACAAUAAGAAAGCGGCUUGGCCUGUCUUUUGAUGCCGGGGAGUGCGAGUGAGUGUGCGGUGUGUGCCCGGCGUGCGCUUCUGCUUGGAUGUGUGUGUGUGCGAACGUGCGUGUGAGCGGGUGUGUGUGUGUGUCUAUGUGGGUGCAUGUGAAGGGGCGCGUGUGUUUAUCCAUGGGGAGAGAAGGCUUUUGGCAAAACCUCCGGAAAUCUCACGGAAUCUAUUUGGAAAUGAUGGAUUAUAAAAAAGAAAAAGGAGGAAAGGAACUGGUCUGAUAUCUCUUGGAGUUUGCUAUCCGAAUUGCUGCCGCUCAGUUUGUUGUGCUUCUUUUUUUUGUGUGUGUGUGUGUUUGUUGGUUGUGUUCGUGGUGAUAACCUUUUAGCACCUUCUCUCUUUAUCCCCCCCCCACCCCCCCUCUCUCUUUUUAAUGUUUUGGAGCUUCUCGAGAGGGAUUGGCUGGGGGGAAAGAGAAACAUUUGCUUGGGAUCGCUGUUUCCCUGAUACAUGGUGGUGCCCCCUCCCCCCCCGUUUCUCUAAAAAGUAUCCCAUCAGGACCCCGGAGGAGACUCUGUGUGUGUGAAGGGUAGGAUAAAAAAAGUUCUUCCAAAAUAGUGUGCCCGGGGAAGAGGAUGGGGGAUUUUGCAGCCCCCGCUGCCGCCGCGAAUGGCAGCAGUAUCUGCAUCAACAAUAACCUGAACAGCAGCCUCAGCGGGGCCGGCGGGGCCGGUAUCGGGGUUAACAGCACUCCCCACGGUCCUCCCGCCGCCGCUCCCGGUAACAAUAACGCUAACAGCGGCGGCGGCGGCAUUCCCAAGCACAGCACCGUGGUGGAGCGGCUGAGGCAGCGCAUCGAGGGCUGCCGGCGGCACCAUGUCAACUGCGAGAGCAGGUACCAGCAAGCCCAGGCGGAGCAGCUGGAGCUGGAGCGCAGGGACACGGUGAGCCUCUACCAGCGGACCCUGGAGCAGAGGGCCAAGAAAACCGGCACCGGCACCGGCGGCAGCAAGCAGCAGCAUCCGAGCAAACAGCAGCAAGAUGCCGAGCCUGCCACGGCGGAGCAGAGGAAUCACACUCUGAUCAUGCUUCAAGAGACAGUCAAAAGGAAGUUGGAAGGCGCACGUUCACCUCUCAAUGGAGAACAGCAGAAUGGAGUUUGUGAUGGGAGCUUUUCUCCGACCAGCAAGCGGAUACGGAAGGAUGUACCAGGCAUUGAGGCAAUCAACAACUUGCCCAAUAAUUUACCUUUGCCCGCUGUCUCUCCUCUUCACCAGCUUGACAUGAAAGCUCCCCUGCCCUUGCAGAACAGUGGUACUCACGGUAGUGGUCUAGAAGACUUGGGUAAAAAUGGUGGGCUUUCUGAGAUAAAGCUCCCUGUUAAUGGCUGCAAUGAGCUAGACAAUAGUUUUAACAUCCUGCAGAACAAGGAGCUAAAGCAAGAGCCUUUGGAUGAUCCCAGCUGCAUAGACACUUCUGAAACAUCCCUUUCCAAUCAGAAUAAGCUCUUUUCAGAUAUUAACCUGAACGAUCAAGAGUGGCAGGAGCUAAUAGACGAACUAGCGAACACCGUUCCAGAAGAUGAUAUACAAGACUUGUUCAAUGAAGACUUUGAAGAGAAGAAGGAGCCGGAAUUUCCCAGGCCUGCCACAGAGACUCAAGAGAGUGCAAGCGUGAAAAGCGAUCCAUCUCAUUCUCCAUUUGCUCAUGUCCCAUUAGGGUCUCCCCAGGUGAGACCUUCUUCUUCCGGUCCUCCGUUUUCAAACGUCUCCACAGCCUCUAGCAUAGCUUCUGUGUCCAGCGCCCCACCAGCCCCAAUCCCUGCCGGCUCACCAGCAAACUGUGUUGUUCAGUCACCUCAAACUCCCAGCCAGGCCCACACUCCAGGACAAACACAGACACGGUCUGGCAAUGGCUAUCUUAUGAAUCCAGCAGCAGCAACCGUGGCUGGAUCAGGGCCUGGGCCUGUGAAUAUGCCAAGCGCUGACUUGUCUCCAGCCGAACAGCUCAAGCAAAUGGCAGCCCAGCAGCAGCAAAGAGCUAAGCUCAUGCAGCAGCAGAAGCAGCAGCAGCAUCCAAAUCAAGCCUCAAGCUGGUCACCUGUGGGCCCUCCAUCUAGUCCGUACGGAGGACCCUUCAGUGCAGACAAACCAAAUAGUCCAAUGGUGUAUCCCCAAGCCUUUAACAACCAAAACCCAAUAGUGCCUGCUAUGGCAAACAAUCCACAGAAGACCACAAUUAAUAACUACCUCCCUCAAAAUCACAUGAAUAUGAUCAGUCAGCAGCCAAAUAACCUGGGCACAAACUCCUUAAGCAAACAGCCCAAUAUGCUUUCUUACGGCAACACCAAACCUCUGACCCACUUCAAUGCUGAGCUGAGUCAGAGGAUGACCCCACCAAUGGCAAAUCCCAGCAAGAACCCCAUGAUGCCCUACAUCCAGCAGCAGCAGUCCCAGCAGCCGCAGAUGCAAGCUCAGAUGGCGCACCUGAGCGAGGAGCAGAAACGCAUGCUCAUCAUGAAGCAGAAAGGAAUGAUGAAUCAGCCCAUGGCAUAUGCAACACUUCCUUCCCUUGGUCCGGAGCAGCAUCAAGUGGGGUUGUCUCGGACCACAGGGCCUAUGCAGCCUUCUGUCCCACCGGGCUCCAGCAGCGUGGUCACAGGCACGAGCUCUGGGGGCCCCUUCCUGGGAAACCAACCUCAGGCGGCCAUCAUGAAGCAGAUGCUGAUCGAGCAGAGAGCCCAGCUCCAUGUGAUAGAGCAGCAGAAACAACAGUUUCUAAGAGAGCAGAGGCAGCAGCAGCAGCAGCAGCAGAUCCUAGCAGAGCAGCAGUUGCAGCAGCAGUCACAUUUGCCUCGGCAGCAUCUGCAGCAACAGCGGAGCCCGUAUCCGGUGCAGCAGGUCAAUCAGUUCCAAGGUUCUCCCCAGGAUAUCGCAGCUGUGAGAAACCAAGCAGCCCUCCAGAGCAUGAGGACAUCCCGAAUGAUGGCCCAGAACGCGAGCAUGAUGGCAAUGGGUCCUUCCCAGAACCCCAGCACGUUGCCCACGACCGCAGGCCAGUCAGACAUGGGCAUGGCUCCUUACAGCAACGCCUCUUCCAGCCAGCCAGGAAUGUACAGUAUGAGCACAGGGAUGAGCCAAAUGUUGCAGCACCCAAACCAAAGCGGCAUGAACAUGGCACAUAACGCAGGCCAGGGAACGAGGCAGCCUGCCUCCGGACAAGCAGUGGGAAUGGUGGGCAAUUUUGGUCAGAACAUGCUGGUAAACUCUGCUCUUCCCCAGCAUCAGCAGCAGAUGAAAGGAUCCGUGGGCCAGGUCUUACCCAGGCCACAGGCACCACGGCUUCAAAACCUGAUGGGGACUGUCCCUCAGGGAACACAGAACUGGCAGCAGCGAGGCUUACAAGGUAUUCCUGGAAGGACUAGCAGUGAAAUGGGGCCCUUCAAUAAUGGCACAACGUACCCGAUGCAGUCUGGGCAGCCACGGCUGUCCAAGCAGCACUUCCCGCAGGGGCUUAAUCAGACGGUUGUGGACACGAGUGGAACAGUAAGAGCCCUGAACCCAGCGAUGGGAAGACAGUUGCUGCAACCACUACCUGGGCAACAAGGAGCCGGCCAGGCCAGGCCGAUGGUGAUGCCUGCAAUAAGCCAAGGGGUCCCCACCAUGGCUGGCUUUAGUCAGCCUCCCACGCAGCAGAUGCCAGGUGGUAACUUUGCUCAGAGCGGCCAAGGCCAGGCCUACGAGCGGAAUCCCACUCAGGACAUAUCUUACAACUACAGUAAUGAAGGAGCAGGGGGGUCAUUCUCCAGUUUAGCAGAGGGCGCAGACCUUGUGGACUCCAUCAUUAAGAGCGGACCAGGGGAUGAGUGGAUACAAGAACUUGAUGAGUUGUUUGGAAACCCCCAGUGAAUGGGCUUGUAUAGUCUGGAGCUUUGGUUAUUCCGUUUGGAAAAAAAGCAAAGAGAGAGUCGGAUGUUCUCCCCAUCCUUGGAUUGUUGGUUUUUUGUUUGAAUUGGUUUGGUUUGGGGUUAUUUUGUUUUCUUUUGUUUUUAAUUGUGCAAACUGAGCUGAUCUGUAGCCAACUUUGGAAGAUUCAGGGGACGAUGAAAACAUCGGCAUCCCAAGACUUCCACCAAGCAAUCUCCGUUGCGUGGCAGCACCCGCUGUGUGUGUGUGGGGGGCAGGAUGGGGAAACUGGAAAAGCCAGGUGAGGCCUCUGGUUGGGAAAAUUUGGUCUUUCCCUGCUGAAACAAGGCUUCAUUGCGCAGGGGUAUGGGGUGGUCCCGAUAUCUCCCACCUCAUGUAACUGUAAACGCUGCAGCUUUCAGGGGAGCAGGUGAAAACAGCCGGGAGCGAAGCCUAAAGACGUCCACGGACGAUUGCACAGGCCCUGGUCAGAAACGGGCUUAACCCCGGGGGUCAGCAGGCCUCAGUGAGCCACGGCCAGGCCCACAGGGCUGUCACACGGGAACGUGCAGCACACACGUGACAAACCUAAACAGUCACAGGCGGGUCACCAUUUUCACUGCAGAGUGAUAAAAAAUCCAAUAGAAGCGUGGGAGACCGUAAAUUGUGCAGUGCGGUGAGGACAGUUUGAUUAGGGGAGUGCUGCUGGAGACGCCUUAGGUGGGUGGGUUAACGUAAUAAGCUGUUUAGUCCCUUUGGGACUUGCAAUCGCGCUUCCCUGUCAGAGCACUUUGGCAUGUAUCUGCUGCCUGGGGGUGCGGGACAGCGGCUUCGGAUGCUGUUGAAGGGCUAAGAGGUACCAAGAGGCAUCAGCACAAGUCCUACGCAGGUCCUUUCUUCUCCUUCUGCUCCAGUAUGAUUCAGUUCCCUUCCUUCCCCUCCUAUCCUUCAGCAAGGUGAGCUGACUGCACUUUUUUUCAGGUGAGCAACAACUGCCACAAAGGGGCAGGCAGGGGAAGGGAAAACGGGCCUGAGAAGAUGUACAGGGAGGGUUUGGCAGGCAGAGCGAGUUUCUGCUCUCCUCUUGAAAAGCGCAAGGUCGGCAGAUAGUAUUACCCUGGAGUGUCUGGGCUUUCAACAUGAUGUUACGUGCAACUCGGUCUUCAGUUUUAAACAGAUGUUUGGUCUAAUCUCUCUGGUUUGCUGGAAUAAAAUUCACUGCAGUGUUUGAAGAAGAGGGACCAGUGAAGGACUACUGUAAAGAUCAUUCAUGAAUGGAUAAAAUAAUUGAUAUAGUUAUUACAAACAUGGGGUCUGCCCGAAUAAGCUUUGAGGUGAUAGCGACGUAUCACUGCCUCUGCUGCGUGGACCAGUCCUGCGCCGCGCUGUAAUGAAGUUGUGAUACGUCUUGCACAAUAUUGAGAUGCCAGCCAUUCUGAAUGCCUCAAGCAGCGGUUCCCAAGCUGCAGUCUGAGCCUGAGGCAGGCUGUCCUCCGAAACCUGUCACCUUUUUAGUGUUUUUAGCUGGGAGCUGCUUAUCAGGGUAUACAGCAAUGCAUAAAAAAUGUUAACAUGAUCCACAGUCCAAAAAAUUUGGGAACCUCUGGCCUAAUGCUGGCCUCUGUGAGCCAUAAGAUGUGCUCUGUGGCGAAAAUGUCUCUCAUGUACAACUGCCAGUACCAAGUACCCAGAUACCGAUUACCUCCUUUGAGCUGCUCUCCUGGGGCCCGGCGAUGCGAGGGGCUCAGCCGCUGAAACCCACGGGAGCUGAGGCGCUUGGCAUCUUGCAUUUUGAAGUCCUGCCUUUCCCUGUGGAGCACAGAUGUGCAUCUCAUUGAGGAGUGGGAGCAAAAUGGGCCUGGAACCAUCUCAGCGCCCCGUUACGGUUCCCUCUCUGGGCUUACCUAGAUGAGGAGAAGUAUCUGUUUUAAAUGCUAUAAUGUAGGCAGGACAAGCUGCAUUUUUAACAUGGACUAGCUGGUCGAGGUGAGCUAUCAAUCCAUCUUGCCCUGACUGCUAAUUUUUUAAAAAAAUGCUUUAGUUACAUCUCUUUUAGCUAACCCCUUUUUAAAAUCCAGCACAAAGACCUAUUCCAGUUCCUACUGAAGAUGACGGGGGUUCACCUGUCCGCUGCUUCGGCAGGAGCCGGAUUGGGCCCUAAUUCAGUGAAGGAGAAAGCACCAGCCAAAGUUCUCGGUCCCUCUUGUGGGUAAGUGGCUCUUGGUCGGACGAGCCUGAAGGGAAGGGGCAGGCAAGCCGAGGAGAAAGGGUGCCCCGAAGGGUGCGUAGGUGUGUGUCUGUGCGAGCCUGGGGGUGAGGGAGGGACGAGCUGCUGUGGCACAUUCCCAUCCUGCCCCAUAGGACAGAGGAGGCAGCGAGCCCGCUGCGCAGGGGACAGUACUGGGGACAGCACAGUGUCCCUUUCUUGGGGUCCCCCUGCCAGCGCAGAGCUGGGGAAGAAGGGAUUAGAAAUACACAACCGGCAGGUGAAUAAAUGGUGAUGAAGACUGAGUCUCCGUUGUCUUUGUAAAGCUUCCUCCAAAUACUCUGUACUGGGACCAAGUACUAGAGAGGUAGAUUUUAAUAGAUUUGGGGUUGGUUUGUUUUUUUUUUUUAUUUCUUACUAUGGUGCUGAUGUAUAUGUAAUGUUAAAAAAAAAAAAGUUAUUUGUAAAUAUGUUUUUACAAUUCUACAGAUAUCACUGGGUCUACUAUCUGUAAAAUAUAUACAUAUAAAUAUAUAUAUAUAUACUGUUUGUUUAAAAUAGAGUAUUUUUAUUUCAUUCUUUAACUCAUCCUUACUGCAGUGGUAUUGCACUUCAGAUGACGUCUAUUUACUAAUUUGUACUGUACCCCUGACAGCAACUUCCUCCAUUUUAUUCAGAUUUUUCUAGUUUUCUGUUUUUACUUUGUACAUUAAGCAUUGCUUAUUUCCUUUUAAGACCUGUACAGAGGCUCUGAAAAUGUAGAAAAAGACCUGAUGUUAACA
Messenger RNA from Chroicocephalus ridibundus (black-headed gull), 7376 nucleotides. RefSeq names its product mastermind like transcriptional coactivator 3 (gene MAML3). NCBI's taxonomy places the organism in Eukaryota, Metazoa, Chordata, Aves, Charadriiformes, Laridae. Gene Ontology annotation, molecular function: transcription coactivator activity. The transcript has 5 exons. Gene Ontology annotation, cellular component: nuclear speck; nucleoplasm. The record is from RefSeq and is a predicted model, not a curated record. Gene Ontology annotation, biological process: positive regulation of transcription of Notch receptor target; Notch signaling pathway. Bases 1119 to 4391 code for a protein of 1090 amino acids.